Salvelinus namaycush (lake trout) is the source of this 5276-nucleotide messenger RNA. Its product is annotated as lysine-specific demethylase 2B-like. Bases 119 to 4324 code for a protein of 1401 amino acids. The record is from RefSeq and is a predicted model, not a curated record. Lineage: Eukaryota; Metazoa; Chordata; Actinopteri; Salmoniformes; Salmonidae. Gene Ontology annotation, biological process: regulation of transcription by RNA polymerase II; protein demethylation. The transcript is spliced from 21 exons. Gene Ontology annotation, molecular function: DNA binding; zinc ion binding; protein binding.
AAAUAUGGUUCCCACUUAGUUUUGUGUCGAAACGUAAAGUGAUAAUUACUUUCAAUGUGAUUAUUUGUUUCCUUUAAAAUUAAGGUUUAAACGGAUAUACUAGGCAAGGGCUCAGAUCAUGGAAGCGAGUGCAGAAUCUGGACGCAAACUGCGCUCCAUCUGCCGGACAAUGUAUGACGAAAACGAGGACUUCUCUGACGUUGAAGAAAUUGCAAAUGUCAGGGGUUUCAAUCUGGAGGAGAAACUUGUUAGCGACUCAUACAACACACAUUUCGUUCAGUUGAUGGAUGGCAAAGAUUUCACUUAUGAGUAUGUUCAGAGAGAGGCACUUCAGACCCCUCUUAUUUUCAAAGCCAAAGAUGGACUGGGAAUCAGAAUGCCAGACCCGGAGUUCACCGUCAGUGAGAUUAAAGGUUUGGUUGGUAGCCGUCGUGCCGUUGAUGUGAUGGAUGUGAGCACCCAGAAAGGCUCUGAGAUGAGCAUGGCCCAGUUUGUCCGCUACUAUGAGACGCCUGAGGAAGAGAGGGACAAACUCUUCAAUGUUAUCAGCCUAGAGUUCAGCCACACCAAACUGGAGAACCUCAUCAAGAGGCCUACUGUGGUGGAUUUAGUGGACUGGGUGGACAACAUGUGGCCCCUAAAACUGAAACGAAGACAAACCGAAGCCACUAAUGUCAUCUCGGAGAUGAAGUACCCCAAAGUACAGAAGUACUGUUUGAUGAGCGUGAAGGGCUGCUAUACUGACUUCCACAUUGAUUUCGGGGGCACGUCUGUGUGGUAUCACGUUUUCAAGGGAGGGAAGGUGUUCUGGCUGGUGCCUCCGACGCCUCAUAACCUUGCCCUGUAUGAGGACUGGGUUCUGUCAGGCAAGCAGAGUGACAUCUUCCUGGGAGACCGUGCAGAUGGCUGCCAGAGGGUGGAGCUGAAACAGGGCUACACCUUCUUCAUCCCCUCUGGCUGGAUUCAUGCAGUCUACACCCCCGAGGACACGCUGGUGUUUGGAGGCAACAUUCUGCACAGCUUUAACAUUCCCAUGCAACUCUCCAUCUAUGAGAUAGAGAAUAGGACUAAGGUUAAUUCCAAGUUCCGCUACCCAUUCUACCAUGAGAUGUGCUGGUAUGUCCUGGAGAGGUACGUGCACUGCCUGACCAAGCGCUCCCAUCUCACUCCGGAGUUCCGCAGAGAGCCUCUGCUAAUCGACUUGGAAACUAAGCUGAGCACAGAGAGCCCCUCCUCUGACUCCCGGAGUCAGGACAUGGACGAGGAGGACUCCUGCGAGACGCAGCAGGGACGAGAUGAACAGGGUGACAGGUCAGCAUUUGAUGAUCCCUGCUCUCCUGAUAACAGGAAGGGUAAAUCCAGCGGCCUUCGACAUCUCAAAGCUGCCUUGUCCAAUGAUUCUGAGGACAGCUGCAUCCCCACCUCCACCCAGCCUCCAGAGUUCCCCAAAAACCCCUUUGGCUCGCCAGUCUCAGAGUCUCCGAGUAAAUGGACUCAUCUGACUGAGUUUGAACUGAAGGGCCUCAAGGCCCUUGUGGAGAAACUGGAAGCCCUCCCUGAAAAUAAGAAGGGUGUUCCAGAUGGCAUCAAGGACCCCCAGGCCCUGCUGGAGGACAUGAAGGUUGUCUUGAAGGAACAUGAAGAUGAUGACCCCAAAAUGGCUGCCACUGGAGUACCUGUGGUGUUCUGGCCUAAGAAGUCUGCCAAGCAGCAGCGGCCUCCCAACAGACCCAAACCCAAAAUGGCGGCCUCGUCUCCUGCGGCGGCAGUCAAGCUGUCGGCUAGCCGGAGCACGUCUGGCGCCCGGAGGAGGAGGACGCGUUGUCGGAAGUGCGAGGCGUGCCUGAGGACAGAGUGUGGAGAAUGCCACUUCUGUAAAGACAUGAAGAAGUUUGGAGGGCCAGGUCGCAUGAAACAGUCCUGCAUCAUGAGGCAGUGUAUAGCGCCUGUCCUGCCCCACACAGCGGUGUGUCUGGUGUGUGGAGAGGCAGGGAAGGAGGACACAGUGGAGGAAGAGGAGGACAAGUUUAACCGCAUGCUCAUGGAGUGCUCCAUCUGCAAUGAGAUAGUCCAUCCUCUCUGCCUCAAGGUGAAAGAUUCCGGUGGAGUUGUAAAUGACGAGUUGCCAAACUGCUGGGAGUGUCCAAAAUGCAACCAUUCAGGGAAGACAGGGAAAGCCGUCAAGCAAAAAAGAGGACCAGGGUUCAAGUACGCGUCCAACCUUCCCGGGUCGCUGCUGAAGGACUCACGAUUGAACCGUGACAUCAAGGAAGAGCCCGACCCGCCCAGUCUGCCAACAUCACCCACUGGGACCACGGCAACCGUGACCACAGUGAAGAGGAAGGCGGAGCGUGAUGACACCCCCAAAACGAAAGCAGAGGAAUCUCCUCCUCUGAAGAAACGUUCUCCCAUGCUGUCUCUGGGCGGGCUGCCCCGACCAAGGCCUGAGGACAACCCUCUGAGGAAGAAGAGGAUGCUGUUCGACAUCAAAGAUGAGGACGAGCCUCCUGUUGUCAAGAAAAAGAAGAAGCCCCCAAAACCUGAAGACCUUUUGAUCCCCAAGCUGUUAAAGACCAUCAAGCAAGAGCAAGUAGAUGAGGACGAAGAACACAAAGACCAUGAAGAUGAAGAGGAGGACAGAUGCACAGGGGACAGGGUUGCAACUAAAGGGAAAAGAGAAGAGGAGGAAGAGGAUGGAGAUGAGGAGGAGGAGAAAGAUGGUGGUGUAGAGGACAGUAAAGACGGUACAGUAAAGACUAUGCUGAGUCCACUGCUACGGACGUCUACGGCCAGAGAGAGUGACCAGUCCUGCUCCAGCUCUCCCCGGGCAGGGCCCAGCAGUGAAGGGUGCGAUGCCCCAGAGAAGACACCUGGCCAGCUGAAGGCACGCAAGCACCGCCGCCUCCCCAACAAAGAGCUGAGCAAGGAGCUGAGCAAAGAGCUCAAUCUGGAGAUUCAGAAGACCGAGGACUGCCUGGCCAAUCAGAACCGCAGACCACUGAAGAGGGAGGACAGCCCAGCCAAUAACAGCCGUCGACCCUUGAAAACUGAGGACUCCUCGACCAAUCCGAACCGCAGACCACUAAGAAUAGAGGACUCUCCUGCCAAUCAUAACCGCAGGCCAAUUAAGACUGAGGAUGGCCUAUCCAAUCACAACCGCCGGCCAUUGAAGAUCGAGGACAGGUUAGUCAAUCGGAAUCACAGGCCAAUGAAGACAGAGCCUGAGAGCGACGGGGAGGAGCCUAAGCCCAAGCGGCCACUCAACAACUGCACCAGUGACCUCGGAGACUGGCUCCACCCCAGGGGGCGGGAAUUAAAUGGGACGGCACGCCAGCUCUCUCCCCUGGGGUGGAGCCGCAGCCCUCCAAUCACACCCAUUUGCCCACGCCCCCCUCCCUGCCGCUCACCGCCCAAGUGUGUCCAGAUGGAGCGUCACGUGAUCCGGCCGCCUCCCAUCAGCCCCCCGCCAGACAGACUGCCCCUGGAAGACGGACAGACCCACAUGAUGCACAGGGAGGUGUGGAUGGCCGUGUUCGGGCACCUCGCACACAGAGACCUUUGUGUCUGCAUGCGCGUCUGCAAAACCUGGAACAGAUGGUGCUGUGAUAAGAGGCUGUGGACGCGGAUCGAUCUGAACCGCUGUAAGUCCAUCACUCCUCUCAUGCUGAGUGGCAUCAUCCGCAGACAGCCUGUGGCUCUGGACCUCAGCUGGACCAACAUCUCCAAGAAGCAGCUCAGCUGGCUCAUCAACAGGCUGCCAGGUCUGCGGAUGCUGCUGCUCUCAGGCUGCUCCUGGGUGGCUGUGUCUGCCCUCUGCACUGCCAGCUGCCCACUGCUGAGGACCCUAGAUGUCCAGUGGGUAGAGGGGCUCAAAGAUGCCCAGAUGAGGGACCUGCUCUCACCCCCCACAGACAACAGACCAGGUCAGCUGGACAACAGGAGUAAGCUGCGGAAUGUGGUGGACCUGCGUCUGGCCGGGCUGGACAUCACAGACACCUCCCUGCGCCUCCUCAUCCGCUACACGCCCCAGCUGACCAGACUGGACUUGAGCUACUGCAACCACGUCACUGACCAGUCGGUCAACAUCCUGACCGCUGCUGGCACCACCACCAGAGACUCGCUCACUGACAUCAACCUCUCCGUGUGCAACAGAGUCACGGACCAGUCGCUGACCUACUUCAAGCGCUGUGGAAGCAUCUGUCAUAUUGACUUGCGCUACUGCAAGCAGGUGACCAAGGAGGGCUGUGAGCGGUUCAUUGCUGAGAUGUCAGUGAGUGUACAGUUUGGACUUGUAGAGGAGAAACUACUGCAGAAACUCUGUUAGUGGUUGAGAGAGACUGCGCUGUAUGCACUCGCUAGUUAGGACACUCGUUAGAAUAAGGAACCGUCAAGGGUGGCGUUAUCGCCAUGGAGAAAGUGUUGUAUUUGACAAACAAUAAUGUUUUCCAAAACAGGAUUUUCAACAUGUAAGGCCACCUGGCAUUACUGGACAUUUGACAAAGUUUUCCCCCCCGUUUUGUCUCUGCCAAGAUAUUGAAGUUAUUUUUUUAUUUCUGCAAAUGAACAGGCAGUGUAUGUUCACAAUGGUUAAGAUUUGCUUCUUUUGUUUAGUAUGUACUGUUGUUGCAGUGCACAGUUUAUGCAUUACACAUCAAUAUUUUUGUAUCAGAAAGUGUUUCGUACUUUUAUGUGCAGUGUUGAAUGCACUGGUUUACAGUAUUCAAUCUCUCUGUUUUUAUUAUUUAGACUGUAGAUUUAUGCCAAGAGCAGUAGCUUGUUUUCUGUGCGGCUGUUUUAUAUUUAAUUUAUUUAAGUGCUGAUGUUCAGUUUUAUGCGUGUAAUUGUCUGUACAGUACAGAUAUGUUCUCCUUUUCAUGUUUUACUCAACUUAAAUUUGUAAAUAUCUAGAAAAUAAUCUAUUUGUACUGUUUGACAAAUAAAUAUUACUGUCCUUUCCAAGGUUUAUCAAGUCCGUAUGAGUAGGCACCAGUGACUGUUUGCAAGAGGAAGCAUCAUACGGCUGAUUCAAAGUCUACUACUGCAUACCAAGAAUCUGUCUGUUUCCAUAUACUAGGCCGGUGUGACAUUAUCAUGGUCUGUGUUGUUUUUUUACAAGGGAUUCUCACACCUAUGGAUGCCAGUUUUAAGUAGACACUUGCUUUUGAAUGAAACCAAUACAGUAUGUACGUACACUGAGUGUACAAAACAUUAGGAACACCCUCAGAACAGCCUCAGUUUGUCAGGCCAUGGACUCUACAAGCUGUCGUAAGCGUUUC